AUAUUGCUGACUGAGCCCGGGUGGCCAAAAAAAGCCUGGAGGGGAAGCCAACAGUGAGAAGAGAGGAAGGAAGAGAGGAGCGCAGGCAGGAUCGCCGCUGAAAUGGCCACCAAACUUGUGGAUCUGGUGUACUGGCGGAGCAUGAGGUGGACCGGCGUGGUGUUCACGGGGCUGGUGAUCGGCCUGGCGAGCCAGUUCCAGCUCAGUGCCAUCACCGUGCUCUCCCACGUCUGUCUGGGAGUGAUGUGUGUCACCUUCCCCCUCCGCCUCUACUACAAGCUGCUGGAGCUGCUGCGCUGGAACCCAGGAGUGCACCCCUUCCAGUCGUAUCUGGAUAACGACAGCACCCUGACAGACAAGGACACGGUGAUGCUGGUGGAGGAGGCGGUGCUGCUGAUCGCAUUCGCAGUCACGGAGAUCAAACGCCUCCUUUUCAUCGACAGCAUGAUCGACUCCAUUAAGUUUGUUGUGCUCCUGUAUCUGUUGACCUAUAUCGGUGUCCUAACCAACGGACUGACUCUGGUCAUAACUGCUGUGAUUGCAGUUUUCUCCCUUCCUCUCUUGUACAAAAAGCAGCAGGUGCGGAUGAGGAGGAUGGUUCGAGCGAUCAAAGCUUUUGUGAAGAGAAUCAAAAACCUGUUCCUCAGUCUGUAUAAUUCAGUGAGACCCUCUUCUGCCCCGGCACCUGCCCCCAAACCUGCGGCUGCACCUGCCGUGAAACAGAAAGCCAAGUCAAAGUAACUCGUUCUUUUUGUGGCACGUUGAAGGCACCCAGGAUUUGGGAUUUGGAAAAUGUUGGAAUGGUACAACCUUUGUGGGGCCGCGAGAAGGGGCAGCUCAUUUCCAUUUCUGCACCGCAGUGUUUUUUUUUCCAUGGGAGCAAGAUCUAAUCGAUCCUGACAGCUGAAACAAAGCUACCAUUCACUCAAGGACAGGAAGGGGAAGAGUAUGAGCAGAGGAAUUUUAUUUACAGAGAUAUUUUGUUGGCAGCGUUUAGGAUAACCAGUUCACGCAGUCGUCCGCUGCAUGCAGGGACAGCACACGAUAUCACAGGUUUUUGUUCUUUUUACGUAACUAGUGAGCAAUGUGCUCCUGUUGAGCUGCAAAAUUAUUCAUCACAAAGCAAUGAAGCAUUAUUGCUGCAUUCAAUAUUUCGCAUUAUUAAUUUUUAACUGAUAAGAAAACGAAUUACAUGACCACUGUCCCGCCAUUAAUUAAGACGGAUAGCUUUGCGCUCGCUAUGUUGCCGCAGAAGCAAAUUGCAUUUAAUCAGGUCGUAACAGUGACGUCCUGCUGCUCUUGAAUUUGUACCUUUAAUCACUAAAAAGUGCAAAAUGUGAGUGUGACCUCAACUGUCCUGCAGCGACUCCAACUGAAUUAGGAUUCGUUAAUGACACACAAAUAUGCUGCUUUCUGGUACAAAAUAGCAGCAACUUUUUUUUCUUCAUCUUUUCACUUUUCAGGUGACAAUUUCUAAACAUUGAUUAUAUUGAUUAUAAGUGCUUUUCUGAAGUUGCUCUUAAACUUAACUUGGAGUAACGGGACAUAAAAUGCAUCUAGUUUAUUGUCACAUUGUACUGAAGCUGUUUCUCACCUUUAACCUUUAGUAUUCAUUUUGUAUCGUACUAUAUGAAACUGCAUAACUAUUACUGUCUUAAUGAUCACGUUUCAGUUGCACAAUUGUGUGAACAAGUUUGUGGCGUAACCUGCCAUCAGAGGAGAUUUCAAUCGCAGAAACUACAACCUAUAGAUUUGAUGCUAUUUUUAUAAAUAUUUAUCUUCAUCACCGGACAAACGACCAAAUUAAGUGGCGCCGAAAAAGCUGCUGACAUCUUGAGAGUAAAAAAGUGCUUGAGUGGCAGUUUGCUAAAUAAAUAGAUGUUCACUUUGGGAAGCCAUUAGUUUUUAUACUCAGGCAUCUUUCAAUGUAGUUUUAAUCGUUUCAAGAAUUACCUGGUGACGCCCAACAUCCUCAAAACAAUAAUAAUGCAGAUCACUCAGUGCCAUCAAGAACAUUACAUUUAACUCAAGGAUGUAGAAUUUCUUUUUGAUACUUUUGUCAGUCAACGAAUCCACACUUUAAUACUUCUAAUGCUCGCACAACUCGACAUCCACAUUUUCCAGAUCAGCCAAACAAUUUCAGAACGUGCUCAUUAGCUAUAAUUGUCUUUGCUGUAACUCAGGACAAAUUCGGUCGCGACCUGACAUGGGAAGUCGCAUUUGUUUCUGUAAUCCGCUGUUUGUUGAGUGGACAUUUUUUAUCUGCACCAGAUUUCUCUCCGCGCUCGAGUUGAUGAAUGAUCACAACUACAAACUAUGACGUCGCCUGAAAGACCAGCAGGGGUUUCGGGCGUGUAACAGCUUAGACCCAGACUAAAAAGUUGCUAAAAUUGUCACGAGUAUAAUUUGAUAAUGGGAAAAUGUUUCAAUUUAUGCACAAUUUUUCCUUUACUCUGACGACUGAAUGAUUUUAGCAGCCAAACCUGAGCCAGUCAACUGUAAGCAGCUGCGUCAGUGCAGCUGUUUUGCCAGCGAGCUUCUGUUAGCAUGUCAGAUGGAUGUUGGCGAUCAUGUGAUGCUCUCUAGUGGUCAGUGUUUUAGAACUCAAAAUCAAGCUGCACUCACACCACCAUGUCUUAAUGAGCGUAAGUUAUUCGCUGUAAUAAAGCCCUGGCAAUAUGAAUGGGUCGGUACACCCAAAUUGUGACAAAAACAAAACAAAACAGAAAACAGUGAGGCCUGUAGACAAUUCAGAGACACAGUUUCUCAUGGGCGUCGCUGUUGCAUUGUUUUCAAUUUGACUUUUGAAAGCUGUGAGCGGUUAUGGUUAUCACUGCUUGUUUCGGUUUAUGUAUGUCUAUAGGUAUUAUUAUUUUUUAUUGUUUUGUUUCCUACUGUAUUCUUAUUUUGCUCCCCAAUAAAAUAAAAAGAGUUAUUUAGAAAAAUGA
Messenger RNA from Scophthalmus maximus (turbot), 2948 nucleotides. It is a transcript of the gene rtn2b, whose product is annotated as reticulon 2b. NCBI's taxonomy places the organism in Eukaryota, Metazoa, Chordata, Actinopteri, Pleuronectiformes, Scophthalmidae. Bases 103 to 741 code for a protein of 212 amino acids. The record is from RefSeq and is a predicted model, not a curated record. The transcript is spliced from 7 exons.